AUGCCGGGAGAAAGGUCAACAAACAUUUUUGUACAAGAGUUUAGGCCAUCAGAAAAACGCGAAGGCGUUGACCGAGUAAACGAACUCAAGAGGGCCGCAAGUGACCUCAAGUCGCAACCCUCAUACAGGAGGCAUCAUCACCCACCACCUCCAAAGCUCGCCAACCCCACACCGUUGGGAUUAUCUGCUUUCGCCUUGUCCGUAAUGGUAAUCUCCUUCUAUAACUGUCGCGCAUUUGGAAUCGACAUUCCAAAUGCUGCUGUUGGAGUCUGUUUAUUCACCGGUGGCGCUGUUCAGUUCGCAGCUGGUAUGUGGGAAAUGAGAGUAGGGAACACUUUUGGCGCAACAGGUUUUGGUGCCUUUGGUGGGUUCUGGGCUUCGUACGGUGUCCUUUUAUUGCCCUCUGUCAACGUUGAACAAGCAUUUGCAAACGAUACACAGUAUCAUAAUGCAAUGGGUGUAUUUUGUAUAGCUUGGACUAUCUUUACAUUUCUUUUCACCUUGGCUUGCAUCCGAACAAGUGGCGCCGUUCUCAGCGCCUUCGUUCUUCUCACGAUUGUGUUCCUCUUUGAGACUCUCUAUCAUUUCACAAUGACCCAACUAUUCAUGAAUAUUGCUGGCAUACUCGGCAUUGUUACUUCAUGCGUCGUUUGGUACUGCUUCGCUGGUGUCUUGCUGACUCCCGAUCUAUCGCCUAUAAGACUACCUCUUUAUGACUUGAGCGUCAAG
This is a messenger RNA of Paraglomus occultum, 729 nucleotides long. The record is from the annotation of a GenBank genome assembly. Lineage: Eukaryota; Fungi; Glomeromycota; Glomeromycetes; Paraglomerales; Paraglomeraceae.